Molecule: messenger RNA, 1191 nt
Organism: Oryzias melastigma (Indian medaka)
Lineage: Eukaryota; Metazoa; Chordata; Actinopteri; Beloniformes; Adrianichthyidae
Gene: psmg2
Product: proteasome (prosome, macropain) assembly chaperone 2
Exons: 7
Coding region: 165-956 (263 amino acids)
Biological process (GO): proteasome assembly
Cellular component (GO): nucleus; cytosol
Source: RefSeq, a predicted model, not a curated record
AAAUAGUUUCAGUCCUCAAAAACCUACACGGAAGUAUGCAGCAGAAUUAGGCAUGGAAGCUUAAGAAAACCCAUCUUAGAAGUCAUAAUUUUUGUGUUUUAAUUCCUUUUAAAUAUUUGUACACCGUAGCUUUCUGGUUCUGUGUCUGCCCACUGUUCAGCAUCAUGUUUGUUUCCUCGCAAAACUCACCUCCCGUUUUCAAAGAUUUCACCCUCGUCAUGCCGGCUGUAGCUGUCGGUAAUGUGGGUCAGCUGGCGGUCGACCUCAUAGUGUCUACUCUUAACAUGAGCAGGGUGGGCUACAUGCACACUGACUGUCUCAUCCCCAUGGCUGGAAACAACCCAUACAGCACCUCCAAAGAGGAUGCAGAGGAGCUGCACACUCCUGCAGAAGUUUACACAGCAGCAGAAUUGAAGCUGGCAGUUCUCCAGAUCAGAGCACCAAUUAUUCAGACGAAGUCUAAACGGUUUCGUCAGCAGCUGGUAUCUUGGAUCAAAGCGAGCGGUUUCUCCAGAACGGUGGUUCUGUCCAGCAGCCAUGCCUACCAGAGAGACGACCAGCAGCUUCAAGGUUCUCCUCUUAGGUACCUGGUCACACCAUCUCUGCUGGGAGUGAGUGCUGACGCUCUGAAGGAGCUGGGCUGGAGGGAGAUGGAGCGAACGCCGGCCUUCCCUGGAGUAACAGAUACUGACGCCGAGCCACGACUCAGCAUCCCAGGAGGAGGCAUCACAAAAGGACUUUACUCUGACAGUUGUGCAGAGGAUCUCCCGCUCGCCGUCUUGCUGCUCUUCUGUUCUGAAGGAGACAACAUUCCUGACGCUUUCGCUCUGGUGAAUCAUCUCAACGACUGGCUUCAUCUGCUGGACAAUCAGGACCAAGCACCAAAGAACAAAUGGAAAAUUCCAACUUCUUGGAGUCUUCUGUUUGGAAGCGGGAUCCCUCCUGCCCUCUUCUGAUACACCUUUCAUUUUCAUCUUAUGUUUAGCAAAUUAGAAGCCUAAAAGUUGCUAUUUUUCCAACAUAAAACUCAUCCAUCAGCUGAUGUUGAACAACACUGUCAAACAUCAUUGGCCUCAAGAAAUCCUUCCUCUUCCUAUAACAUGUCGAGCAUUUCAGGAAAUAGAGAGCACUUCCUGGAUAAUAUCAUAGUGUUUCUAUAUUUUUUCCCCCAAUAAAAUAUUUUCAUGGGAA